This is a messenger RNA of Fusarium pseudograminearum CS3096, 222 nucleotides long. RefSeq lists its product as uncharacterized. The transcript has a single exon. Bases 1 to 222 code for a protein of 73 amino acids. NCBI's taxonomy places the organism in Eukaryota, Fungi, Ascomycota, Sordariomycetes, Hypocreales, Nectriaceae. The record is from RefSeq and is a predicted model, not a curated record.
AUGAGUAACCGUACUUAUCUCCCCUUCUCACCCUUCGCAUGGCCUAUCGUCCGUCGCGAUGGCCAGUCCAAGACAGACAAGGCUGUCACUAUUGCCAUCGUCUGUGGUAUUUCUGCGCUUUUCCUCGCUCCACUUGUGUGGUACGUCGCAGCGAGAAUUAUCACGGUUCGUAGGGAAAGGGCCAAAAAGGCCUCUGGUGAUGUCGAGCAGGGCGUUUACUAG